Molecule: messenger RNA, 468 nt
Organism: Meloidogyne enterolobii
Lineage: Eukaryota; Metazoa; Nematoda; Chromadorea; Rhabditida; Meloidogynidae
Source: the annotation of a GenBank genome assembly
AUGAAUCUGAUGGAUCAUCCUAAUAUUAUUCGCUUGCUUAAUGCUUUUACUCCACAGAAUUCGUUGGAAGAGUUUGACGAUUUAUAUUUGGUUAUGGAACUUAUGGAUGCUAGUCUUUGUCAAGUAACUGCUAUGGACCUUGAUCACAAACGUCUCUCGUUUCUUCUUUAUCAGAUGCUUUGUGGAAUAAAUUAUUUGCAUAAAGCGUCAAUUGUUCAUAGAGAUAUAAAACCUAGUAAUAUUGUGGUCAAUUAUCAAUGCCAAUUAAAGAUUUUUGAUUUUGGACUUGCUCGUAAUGUUGAGGAUGAAAAUAUUGUUGUUACGCGUUAUUAUAGAGCACCAGAAGUUAUUUUAGUUGAUGUAUGGGCUAUUGGAUGUAUUUUUGCUGAAUUGUUAACUAGAAAACCAGAAGUUCGAAAUUAUAUUUUGAAUCUUCCGUAUGUCGGUAAAUGUUUACAUUAUGUUUAA